GUCUGCGCCACAGCCCGGCCCGGGGAAGCGGCGGCGCCAGCGACUCGGCCCCGGCAGCGGCGUCCGGCGGCCGUGCCCUGCUGCGCCCGCCCGCCCGCAACAUGUUCAACGUGGAGAGCCUGGAGCGCGCCGAGCUCGGGGAGAGUCUGCUCACCUGGAUCCAGACAUUUAAUGUUGAAGCACCAUGCCAGACUGUGGAAGAUUUAACGAAUGGGGUUGUGAUGGCCCAGGUGCUUCAAAAGAUAGAUCCAGCAUACUUUGAUGAUAACUGGUUAAGCAGAAUCAAAACAGAAGUAGGAGACAAUUGGAGGCUAAAGAUAAGCAAUCUGAAGAAAAUUUUAAAAGGAAUAUUGGAUUACAAUCAUGAGAUUUUAGGGCAGCAGAUUAAUGACUUUACCCUUCCUGAUGUUAACCUGAUUGGAGAGCACUCAGAUGUUGCAGAGCUUGGAAGAAUGCUUCAGCUCAUUUUGGGAUGUGCUGUGAAUUGUGAGCAGAAGCAAGAGUACAUCCAGACCAUCAUGAUGAUGGAGGAGUCUGUUCAACAUGUUGUCAUGACAGCUAUUCAGGAGUUGAUGAGUAAAGAAUCUCCAGUCUCUGUUGGAAAUGAUGCUUACGUUGACCUUGAUCGUCAGUUGAAGAAAACAACAGAAGAAUUAAAUGAAGCUUUAGCAACAAAAGAAGAAAUUGCUCAGAGGUGCCAUGAAUUAGAUAUGCAGGUUGCAGCACUUCAAGAGGAGAAAAGUAGUUUACUAGCUGAGAACCAGAUCCUGAUGGAACGUUUGAACCAAUCUGAUUCUAUAGAAGAUCCCAACAGCCCUGCAGGGCGUAGGCACCUGCAACUGCAGACACAGUUAGAACAGCUCCAGGAGGAAACAUUUAGGCUAGAGGCUGCCAAAGAUGAUUAUCGAAUACGUUGUGAAGAGCUGGAAAAAGAAAUUGCAGAAUUGCGACAGCAGAAUGAAGAGCUAACCACUUUAGCAGAAGAGGCUCAGUCUUUGAAGGAUGAGAUGGAUGUACUUAGGCAUUCCUCUGAUAAAGUGGCUAAGUUAGAAAGCCAGGUAGAGUCAUACAAAAAGAAGCUGGAAGAUCUUGGUGAUCUGCGGCGGCAAGUGAAACUCUUAGAGGAGAAGAACACUAUGUAUAUGCAAAACACUGUAAGCUUGGAGGAAGAACUCAGGAAAGCCAAUGCAGCGCGUAGCCAGCUGGAAACUUACAAGAGACAGGUAGUUGAACUACAAAACAGAUUAUCUGAAGAAUCAAAGAAAGCAGAUAAAUUAGAAUUUGAAUACAAACUGCUGAAAGAAAAAGUAGACAGCCUCCAAAAAGAAAAAGAUAGGUUAAGAACGGAAAGAGAUUCCCUAAAAGAAACUAUCGAAGAGCUUCGAUGUGUACAAGCACAAGAAGGGCAGCUCACCACUUCAGGAUUGAUGCCACUGGGAAGCCAGGAGUCUUCAGACAGUCUAGCAGCAGAAAUUGUUACUCCUGAAAUCAAGGAGAAACUCAUUCGUCUUCAGCAUGAGAACAAGAUGCUGAAGCUUAACCAAGAAGGUUCCGACAAUGAAAAGAUUGCCUUGUUGCAGAGCCUGCUAGAUGAUGCAAAUCUACGAAAGAAUGAACUAGAGACAGAGAACAGGCUGGUAAAUCAGAGACUUCUGGAGGUGCAGUCACAGGUUGAAGAAUUGCAAAAAUCUUUGCAGGAGCAAGGUUCAAAAGCUGAAGAUUCAGUUCUUCUGAAAAAGAAGCUUGAAGAACAUCUAGAGAAGCUGCAUGAGGCUAACAAUGAAAUACAGAGGAAACGAGCUAUUAUUGAAGAUUUGGAACCAAGAUAUAACAGCAGUUCACUCAAAAUUGAAGAAUUGCAAGAAGCUUUACGGAAAAAAGAGGAAGAAAUGAAGCAAAUGGAGGAACGAUACAAAAAGUACUUGGAAAAGGCCAAGAGUGUUAUCCGUACUUUAGAUCCUAAACAAAACCAGGGCACAGCUCCUGAGAUUCAGGCUCUGAAAAAUCAACUGCAGGAACGGGACCGAAUGUUUCAUUCAUUAGAGAAAAAAUAUGAGAAAACAAAGGCUCAAAGAGAGAUGGAGGAGAAAUUUAUUGUGAGUGCCUGGUACAAUAUGGGAAUGACUCUGCAUAAAAAAGCUGCAGAAGAUAGACUGGCUAGUACAGGCUCCGGACAGUCCUUCCUGGCUAGACAAAGGCAAGCCACCAGCACAAGGAGAUCUUACCCUGGGCAUGUCCAACCAGCUACAGCAAGGUAGAGAAGCCUGGCCUUUAGAAAGGAAUCAGCCCUGUGAUCCAGGCAUACUUUGUUCCACGUGACGUUUCAGGAAAUGCAACUAGCAUCCUUUCUCUAUCUUUAUUCCUUGUUACCACUGUUAUUUCUCAUUUCAGGAAGGGGUUUUAUUAUGAUUUCUCAUUGUUUUAAUGCCCUUCAUUCUUAUUUUUUUUGGAGUCGUCAUCUUUCUUUCUCUUUAAAUGUGCCAAAAUUUUGAAAACAUCCAGAGGAGCGCUGUAUUAUAAUGGAGUUUUUUAAAUUUGUAUGAAGUUGUCAUCUCUUACCUAAUGUCUGACAUAGGCUAUGUAGCACACAUAAAUUUUCUGUCACAAAUGCUAUACAUGUACCUACGUGUUACUAUCCUUUAUAACUCUCUUCAUUGAAAGGGAAUUAGUCUCCUUUUUACUAUGUAGUAAUCAAUGUUUAAAAUUGCUGAAAAUCCUUUAUAGGAAAUGCAAAAUUGCUGCAUAAAAUUGUUAUAAAACAUAUUUCCUGGGGGGGGGGGGGGCGGGAAAAACACCGCCACCGUAGACAUUAGUAUAGGUGCUAACCUAGCUACAUCCUGUGACACCUGCUGUGGAAUGUUUACAGAACAAAAAUGAGUUUCUCCUUUCAUGUGUAGAGGUUGCUCCUGUUCUUGGCAUUUGGCAUUUAAUAGGGAAGUAGGAUGAUUUGGAGACCAUUCUUUCAUUCUUUUUCUCUUAAAAGGCUUCAGAUCUGCUUUUAUUUCUCCACUGGUAUUGUCUAUUGUUUGCUGCCACCGGUGAAAUGUUUCAGAUUGUUCUCCCCACUCUGGUUGGUUGAGUAUAUCCAAAAAGAAAAAUCAAGAACUAUUUGGAAUGCUUUAAUGUGCUUACAGCAUCGUUGGUUUAAAAGAAGGCAUUUAUUUUAAAGCUUUGUAAUGAUGGACUAACCAUACAUCAAGGAUCAAGGCCCAGCUAAAUAUUGUUGAGGUUAAUGUAUUCAAAUGGUCAUCAAUCACUGAAAGACUUAUUUUUAAUAUGUUAAUUAGGAGGAUGAUUAUAUCAAUUGCCUUACUAAUGACAGAGGGGGCGGGAGGAGGGAUAGCUCAGUGGUUUGAGCAUUGGCCUGCUAAACCCAGGGUUGUGAGUUCAAUCCUUGA
Molecule: messenger RNA, 3398 nt
Organism: Trachemys scripta elegans
Lineage: Eukaryota; Metazoa; Chordata; Testudines; Emydidae
Gene: HOOK3
Product: hook microtubule tethering protein 3
Exons: 22
Coding region: 102-2258 (718 amino acids)
Biological process (GO): cytoplasmic microtubule organization; cytoskeleton-dependent intracellular transport
Cellular component (GO): centrosome; cytoplasm
Molecular function (GO): dynein light intermediate chain binding; microtubule binding
Source: RefSeq, a predicted model, not a curated record